Messenger RNA from Brienomyrus brachyistius, 4134 nucleotides. RefSeq lists its product as uncharacterized. Gene Ontology annotation, biological process: DNA integration. The coding region runs from base 122 to 4132 and encodes 1336 amino acids. The record is from RefSeq and is a predicted model, not a curated record. The transcript has a single exon. Gene Ontology annotation, molecular function: nucleic acid binding; zinc ion binding. Lineage: Eukaryota; Metazoa; Chordata; Actinopteri; Osteoglossiformes; Mormyridae.
AAAGGAAAACGAACAACCACGUUGUAAAAGUAUAGCUAGCGAACUAGCAUUCUGACAAGAGAAGGAGUCUCUUCCUCCAACGGAUAGUGCUACAGUGCGUAUAACUGAGGGAAGUCGCAUCAUGGCAGGAGUGAUCGGGCAUAUGGAUCCUUUUGAGGAGACUGGUGAGCAAUGGGGAACGUAUAUUGAACGUUUUGAACACUACGUUUCGGCUAAUGACAUUACGGCCGUAAGGAAAGUGGCUGUGCUGUGUAGUGUGAUGGGACCAAAAACGUAUGGACUACUCCGCAGUUUGGUGGCUCCUACGAAACCUGGUACUAUGAUAUAUGAGGAUAUUGUUGCUGUGUUGCAAGCCCAUUUUGCUCCGAAACCGCUCGUCAUAGCUGAGAGAUUCCGGUUUCAUAAGCGAAAUCAAGGGGAAGGAGAAACUGUUGCACAGUAUGUCGCGGUGCUUAAGAGACUGUCUGAACAUUGUGAGUUUGGUGGCUACUUGGAAGACGCAUUAAGAGACAGAUUUGUUUGUGGAUUAAAAUGUGAAAUGGUGCAGAAGCGGCUUUUGACGGAGAGAGAUCUCACGUUCCAGAAAGCAGUCGAUUAUGCCGUGUCAGCAGAGACUGCAGCACGUGACGUACAGCAGUUGAGCAGUUCUCUUAAAGUGAACGCAGUGCUCUCACAAAAGGGUGAGAGUUGUCGUCGCUGCGGGAAAACAAACCAUACUGAUCAUGACUGCUGGUUCAGAGACCGGGACUGUCACCAGUGUGGGAGGAAAGGCCACUUGAAGCGAAUGUGUCGGAGUAAAACCAAAAAUAGACAAGGUAGAGGACAUAAACAAGAAGAGGGGAAGCCUGAACAGAAAGGCAAUGCAAUUAAACACGGUUUGAAAGACAAAAAGAAGAAAAUUCAUUAUGUGGAAGCAAAUGAAAAUGAAAGUGAACAAACUAAAUCAGACACCGAUAGUGAGUUGGGAUUAUAUACCUUGUCUCAAAAAGGGAAAUAUUCACGUAUAACAGUAAUGCCUUUAAUUAAUGGAAAGAAAAUGGAAAUGGAAUUGGAUACAGGGGCUGCUGUGUCAUUGAUUCCUUGGGAACAAUAUAAAAGAAAUCUGAGCCAGCUGCCUCUACUACCCACUGAUAUUAUGUUAAAGACAUACACGGGUGAGCCUCUGGCACCAGAAGGGGUUGUUAAAGUGCAAGUGGAAUUAAACAAGAAAUGUGCUGUUUUGCCCUUGUAUGUGGUGAAAGUGGAUGCCCCACCUUUGUUUGGCAGGGAGUGGCUGAGAGUCAUUAAACUGGACUGGAGAGACUUAAAGACUGUGCAUGCCAUUGAACAAAGACAAACAAACAAUUUAGAGGCUGUGUUAAAGAGACACUCAGCGGUUUUCUCUAAAAAGUUAGGCACAAUGAAAGGGGUUAAAGCCAGACUGACCCUAAGACCUGAUAGUGUCCCUAAAUUCUGUCCACCACGUAAUGUGCCGUAUGCCCUUCGCCCGCGAGUGGAGGCUGAGCUAAAACGCCUAACUGAGCUGGGGGUAAUCUCACCAGUGGCACAUAGUGACUGGGCUACGCCCGUAGUACCUGUCAGUAAGAAGGACGGCACAGUAAGAUUGUGUGGGGAUUUUAAAGUCACCCUCAACCCAGCUCUCUGCGUGGAUAGGUACCCAAUUCCACGCAUUGAGGACUUGUUUGCUUCUCUAGCAGGAGGUCAGUGCUUCAGUAAGCUAGAUUUAUCGAAUGCCUAUCUACAGAUGGAAGUAGAGGAGAGCUCCAAGAAGCUGCUGACAAUAUCUACACAAAAAGGACUAUUUGGGUUCAAUCGUUUACCUUUUGGCGUAGCUUCAUCACCCGCUCUAUUCCAAAAGGCUAUGGACCAAAUACUUCUCGGACUGCCUCACACUCAUUGUUACUUGGACGACAUCCUAGUUAGUGGUCCUGAUGAACUGACACACCUCAAAACACUGGAUGCUGUCCUGGGAAGGCUAGAAGAAUACGGUUUACACCUCAAACGGGAGAAGUGUCUGUUUUUCCAGGAGUCUGUGGAAUACUUGGGCCAUAUCAUUGAUGCAACUGGGCUUCACAAAUCACCUGAGAAGGUACGUGCCAUUGUGGAAGCACCAGCACCAGGUGAUGUCAGCCAGCUACGUUCGUUUCUAGGGAUGCUUAACUAUUACGGACGGUUCAUUCCCGAUCUAGCCACUGUUCUAAAACCAUUGAAUGAACUGCUCAAUAAAGAGAAGAAAUGGCAGUGGACAUCAGCCUGCGAGUCAGCGUUCCAGGAAGCUAAAACACGACUAGUAUCUCAGGAAGUCCUCACUCACUACAAUCCAGAACUGCCUCUCCGCCUCGCUUGUGAUGCUUCACCCUAUGGGGUCGGAGCUGUGCUCUCACACAUCAUGCCUGAUGGUGAAGAAAGACCUAUAGCCUACGCAUCACGAACUCUCAACAAAGCGGAACAAAACUACGCUCAGAUCGAGAGGGAGGCUUUAGCAAUAGUCUUUGGAGUACGCAAGUUCUAUCAGUACCUUUAUGGUAAUAAGUUCACUUUACUCACUGACCAUCGCCUGUUGACAACUAUUCUGAGUCCAGUGAAAAGUAUACCUUCAAUGGCUGCAGCUCGAAUGCAGCGUUGGGCGCUCCUCCUGGCAGCACACAAUUACACCAUUCAAUACAGGAAAGGUGCAUCGCAUGCCAAUGCCGAUGGAUUGUCGAGGUUACCGCUUCCCCACACCCCUAUGGAAAAACCAGGGGCGGUGGAGGUAUUCUACACAUCUCAGUUGGACACGUUACCAGUUAGCGACACAGAGAUCAGACGUAAUACCAUGUCUGACUCCACCUUGGCUCGUGUUAUGGAAAUGGUCACCACUGGUCGAUUCCCAGCUGCAAAGGACGUGGGUGAAGAGCUGUCGCCCUAUCUUCUUCGCCGCCACGAUCUCACAAUACAACAGGGAUGCCUCAUGUGGGGUGUUAGAGUGAUUGUGCCACCUAAACUACGCCCCCGUGUUUUGAAAGAGCUUCACACAGCACAUCCAGGUGUAGUGAGAAUGAAGAGCUUGGCUCGCAGUUAUGUUUGGUGGCCUGGCAUCGACUCUCAAAUCGAGCUUCAAGCUAAAGCCUGCCACGCAUGUCAGCAUGUGCAAAAAGAUCCUGGUUUAGCACCGUUACACCCUUGGAGUUGGCCAUCCAGUCCUUGGGAAAGGAUACACGUAGACUUUGCAGGUCCAUUUGAAGGACAUAUGUAUCUGGUCAUUGUGGACGCACAUUCCAAGUGGCCUGAGGUGCACAUCAUGGACAGCACCACAGCCAGUGAGACCAUACUGGUGCUUAGGGGCCUUUUUAGUCGCUAUGGCAUUCCACACAUUUUGGUCAGCGACAAUGGACCUCAGUUCUGUUCUGAGGAAUUCAGCACAUUCCUGAAGUUCAAUGGUGUCAAACACAUCCGCUCAGCACCGUACCAUCCUGCCACCAAUGGCUUGGCGGAGCGUUUUGUGCAGACAUUCAAACAUGCCUUAAAAUCAUCCAGAGGAACAACACCGGUGCCGCAACGCCUUGAUACAUUUCUGUUGACAUACCGCAACACCCCCCACGCGACAACAAAAGAGACGCCAGCUAUGUUGUUCGUUGGACGCAAGCUGCGCUCUCGACUGGAUUUUCUGAAACCCAGUGUGGCUGGAGCGGUGCACCAGUCACAGGGCGCUCAACAGCAACGCCGUCUCCAACGCUCUAAAGAGAGACAGUUUGGGGCUGGGGUGCCAGUUCUCGUGCGUGAUUAUAGGAAGGGGAAGGAUAAGUGGACUCAAGGUGUGGUGAUGGAGAAAACUGGACCAGUGUCGUACAAGGUAAAUGUAGGAACACAAGGGGUAUGGAAACGCCAUGUGGACCAGAUGCUGGCUCGUUCUGAGUCAGUGCCUCAACAGUCUGUAGUGCAGAUGCCUGUGAGUCCUCCGUUGUUACUACCGCAGAGUGAUAGUAACAACACACUUAACCCUAGUACACCUCACAUAGGAGUUCCUGAGACCAUCACUAAAACCCCACAACCCAUUGAAACGCCACAUAUGGAACACACACAGGUAACAGAGACUGUAAGACGCUAUCCUGUGAGGAUUACUAAACCACCAGUACGGUAUCGUGAUGAGUGAGU